Messenger RNA from Budorcas taxicolor (takin), 939 nucleotides. Its product is annotated as olfactory receptor 4K13. Gene Ontology annotation, biological process: G protein-coupled receptor signaling pathway. The transcript has a single exon. Gene Ontology annotation, cellular component: membrane. Gene Ontology annotation, molecular function: olfactory receptor activity; G protein-coupled receptor activity. The coding region runs from base 1 to 939 and encodes 312 amino acids. Lineage: Eukaryota; Metazoa; Chordata; Mammalia; Artiodactyla; Bovidae. The record is from RefSeq and is a predicted model, not a curated record.
AUGGAAAAGACAAACUGUUCAGUGGUAUCUGAGUUCAUUUUGCUGGGACUUUCCAAAUCUCAGAAUCUUCAGAUUUUAUUCUUUGUGGGAUUCUCUGUGGUCUAUGGAGGGAUUGUGUUGGGAAACCUCCUCAUCUUAGUCACUGUGAUUUUUGACUCAUGCCUUCACACACCAAUGUAUUUUCUGCUUAUCAAUCUCUCAUGUAUUGAUAUGAUCCUGGCUUCUUUUGCUACCCCUAAGAUGAUUGCAGAUUUCCUCCGAGACCGGAAGACCAUCUCCUGGUGGGGAUGUUAUUCUCAGAUGUUCUUCAUGCACCUCCUAGGUGGGAGUGAGAUGAUGUUGCUUGUAGCCAUGGCAAUAGACAGAUAUGUUGCCAUAUGCAAACCCCUCCGUUACAUGACCAUCAUGAGCCCACGAGUGCUCUUUGGGCUACUGUUAUCUUCCUACGCAGUUGGAUUUGUUCACUCAUCUAGUCAAAUGGCUUUCAUGUUGAAUUUGCCCUUCUGUGGUCCCAAUGUUGUGGAUAGCUUUUUCUGUGACCUACCCCUUGUGAUUAAACUCGCCUGCAAGGACACCUAUGUACUCCAACUCCUGGUCAUUGCUGACAGUGGCCUCUUGUCCCUGGUCUGCUUCCUCCUCUUGCUUCUCUCCUACAUGGUAAUUAUUUACUCUGUUAGGCACCACACUGCCAGUGGUUCCUCUAAGGCUUUCUCCACUCUCUCAGCACACAUCACAGUAGUGACUCUGUUCUUUGCCCCUUGUGUCUUUAUCUAUGUAUGGCCCUUCAGCAGAUACUCCAUAGAUAAAAUUCUUUCUGUGUUUUAUACGAUUUUCACACCUCUCUUAAAUCCUAUUAUUUAUACAUUAAGGAAUCAAGAGGUAAAAGCAGCCAUUAGGAAGAUAAGGACUCGACAUACAAAUUCAAAGCACGCUUUGUAG